CGUAGGCAGUCGCAUCACUCCAUUGGAACAUAAAUGGACGUCGCGUUAGUAUUUAAGAUUUGCGAUUUUUGUUUAUAUCUUCGUUAAUCAGCACAGGAAACUUUUGUAAUCACUUUUAAAAUCAUUUACACUGCACAAGGAUGUAGUGCGCGUAUAGAAAAUUAAUCGGGAUAGUGUUAUUUGUGUAUUUUUCCGUGUCUUUGCUUCACACUAGUACCAACUUGGAUAAUUGAUUGGUCUAAAGAAGUGAAGAGUAAUUUUUCGCUUUCGUAUGAUGUUUUAAAAUCGUUUUUACUCGUUGAAUUAUGUUUUUAUGAACUUAAGUUGUGUAAAGUAACUGUUAUAGUGUAAGUUUAACUUCGUUAGAUGUUGUACAAGUGCGUUUUUAGUGUGUUUCAACAAAAUGGUUUCGGAGUUGUAGUAAGUUUCAGUUAGCACAGACGGAAGAUGGCCCUCUGUGAAAGCCAGCUCGAUUCAGCACUACCUCAGUUGAAGCGGGAGGAGAACUCCCACGGCAGCAGCGACGAGUGCAAGAGCCCCGACAAGAAGCCCACGAUGGAGCCCAAUGGGGACAUCUAUGGGCUGGACCAAGUGCCUGGAGGUCUACCCCUGAGUGUGGACUACCGAUCCCCGGUCUCCCACUUUGUGCCGCCAGCUGUCGAGUUGUACGCGGCAAGACACAAGCCCGAGCAGAUCAGUCCGCCAGAGCCUUCAGUGGUAACUCCAAUCAAGCGUAAACGGGGCAGACCGAGGGUAGACAAGACCAGUCCAGAAUAUUUGGCCAAUCUGGCCGCGAGAAAGCAGGCCAAAGAGAUGGCGGCCGUGAUGAAUAGUCGCUCGCCAGCAAUCGAAUCCGGGGAGAAACGUAAGCGAGGCCGCCCUAGAGUCGACAAGACCAGUCCUGAAUAUCUGGCCAGGAAGCGGGCUAGGGAGUUGGAAGCAUUGGAGCGGAAGGCGAAACGAGAGUAUAAGCGGCGCGGGACUGCAGCGAAACCGGUAUCGGUAGUGCCCCUCAAAGUGGGGGGUAACCGGGUCAAAAAGUUGCCAACGGCAAAAAAACCGAUCGCGACCCCCAUAAGGAAAGCGCCCCCUAAAUUAGGGGCGAGGAAGGUGGUGGACAAACAAGCUAUGAGCAUUAUCAGGCGAAAUGCUAAAUUUAUAAAAAGGAAAGAUUCGGCUGCGUCGUCCUCGGCUGGCGAGACGACGCCGCGUGUUAAGCGCAAAUACACAAAACGCGCGCCAAGCGCCAAGAAAAAUGACGCGGGAGGAAGCACAGAGCGAGUGAAGGGAAAACGAGGGCGGCCUCGUAAGACGGACCAAAUGACACACAAGCAGGGACAGCAACCUAAGAUUCGUGUCAGAAGUAACCUGAUGCCAGUCAACACGGAACCGAUCACACUCGACAGCGACGACGAGCCCGACUUAGGGUCACCGAGUCAAGCGUCUGACUCGCUAAGUCUGGACGAGAAUCUGCGCGCGUUGCGACAUAUACACGAAAAGUACGCGAAUAUUGACAAGGAUGACUUAUUCGAAGCGCACCUGCUACCCGCAAACUUUAAGAAACCGCUGUCGGAGCAAACGCAGCGGAUUCGCGACGAUGACGAGGUUCUCUCCGUGAGGAGUUCCGAAGGUAACGCAUCAGUGAAAGAGCUUGACACAAGAGUUGAGAAGCUGGAAGACAGCUCCAAUUCGGAUUCCGAUAGCAGCAGUUCUGGAUCUGGCAGUUCCAGCUCUGGCUCUAGUUCAGGCUCCAGUUCCGGCAGUUCCAGCUCUUCGGACAGUUCCGAUUCGUCCGACGACGAGGCGCCCAAGACUGAACCGCCGCCGCAGAACAACACAUCUAUUGAAGACGACCAAUCGUUCGGCGCGUGGUCAUACAGCGGUGGCAACCAGUCGGACGCGUCGGAUUCCGACCCGGAGCGCGCGGGCGACCCGGGUUCGAUGCCCCGCGCGAGCGAGCACGACGAGAUCAGCGAGAGCGACAACGAGUCGGCCGACAAGAGCUUCCAGUGUCACAUAUGUCGGAAGUGGUACUCUACUAGGGUUACCCUUAAAAUCCACAGACGCAUCCAUCAGAACCGCGGUGGCGCGAACUCACGAGCCCGGACGCGCUCGUCCGAGCGCUACGAGUGUGACUGUUGCAGCGAGACCUUCAGCCGCCGCGAGAAGCUCUGGGAGCACAAAGCGGAGGCCCACCGCGGAUCCAUGACGGUUCGCUGCGAAGUGUGCCGCAAGUGUUUCGAAGAUGAUGCAGAAUUAGCGGCGCAUGAUCGAGCGCACACGCCCGAUGAGCGAGCCGGCCGCUGCGCCGACUGCGGCGCAAUGUUCGCGCGCUACGACCAGCUGCGCCGGCACCGCGCGUGCGCGCACGGCGCGUCGUCCGCCAACAGCAAGCUGCCGCACGCGUGCGCGCAGUGCGGGAAGCGCUUCGGCCACGCGCACUCGCUCACGCGCCACCUGCAGAACCACGCGCGCCAGCUCUACCGCUGCGUCGUGUGCAAGGCGUCAUUCGUCCGCGCGGACCAGCUGGCCCAACACCUGAACAGCCACCUCGCGACGUACAAGCGGCUCAAGCCGUAGGGAGCGUGCAAGAGUUUACACACAAUUAUUCAUUAUUAUUAUAUUAUAUUAAUAUAGAGUUUUAUUUAA
Ostrinia nubilalis (European corn borer) is the source of this 2649-nucleotide messenger RNA. RefSeq names its product nucleolar protein dao-5-like. Gene Ontology annotation, molecular function: DNA-binding transcription repressor activity, RNA polymerase II-specific; RNA polymerase II cis-regulatory region sequence-specific DNA binding. Gene Ontology annotation, biological process: regulation of transcription by RNA polymerase II. Gene Ontology annotation, cellular component: nucleoplasm. Bases 448 to 2580 code for a protein of 710 amino acids. The record is from RefSeq and is a predicted model, not a curated record. Lineage: Eukaryota; Metazoa; Arthropoda; Insecta; Lepidoptera; Crambidae. The transcript is spliced from 19 exons.